CUGUCUUUUUUAAUUUGUUCCAAUUUUUGUUUUUCUAUGUUUUCCAGUAUUAAUGGUUUCCAGAUAUAAACUCCUAAGAUUGCAUUUGCACCCACAACAAAUGCUAGUACGGGCCGAGAUAUGCCAGUUCUGCCUCUCCGUAGAAAUGUCCUCAUCUCAUUGACAGGGCAAUUGCAACUUCUCGGCUCUUGCCCAUCCGCGAGGUGUUCCGAAUGAGGAAAAAGUGUUGUAGUAUUACGGAAGUAAUCGAAAACCGGACAACGCCAGUCCAAAAUGAUCUCGAUGUCUACUUAGUUGGAUAUAGUGUGUCAGGUUUGACAGUUGGGCGUAUAAGUGUAGAAAAUAUCUAAGAAGAAUUAAACAAGACCAAAAUGAGUGUUCCUUAUAUACCAGGUGUAGAGGAAGGUACAUCAUUGGAAGGGAAUAUAGAAAUCAGAGCUAGUGACUUACAGUAUAUAAACUUUCCAGAGGACAAAUCAUAUAACACUAUCAAUAUAACACAGUCGGACAUAGCAGAUUUUGGAGAUGAAGGGUUUUUAUUACAUAAUAUUUCAUCUGAUGACGAGUGCAGAUAUUUCAUUGAUGAAGGAGAAAGGCUUGGUUUUGAAACUAUCAGAGGAGUUAGGGAUGACUACAGAAGCUGUAAAAGGAUAACUAUUGAUAGUAAAGAAUUAUCAGCUGUUUUGUGGUCUCGUAUAAAAUCCUAUGUCCGUGACAUCACAAUAAGUGACAAUCCACACUCUCUUCAUAUUCAUGGUUCACCAUCAUUGAUGAAAGGGACAUGGAAACCCAUUGGACUUAAUAAUAUAUUUAGACUAUGUAGAUAUUUUCCCGGUGGACAUUUUGCUCCACAUUUUGAUGGUCACUAUGAUGCUAGUCCUUCAGAACGGUCAUUGAAGACAUUCAUGCUCUAUCUGAAUGGGGAUUUCUCUGGUGGUGCUACAAAUUUUGUGGAUGAAAGUCAAACAUUAUACAAGGAUGAAGUGACAGGGAAAUAUUGUGCUGAAGAGAAGAAUAUUUUAUGUUCUGUACAACCAGAGGCUGGCCUCGGAAUAUUGUUUAAUCAUCACAGACUGCAUGAAGGGGCUCAGUUAAAGGAUGGUGUGAAGUAUAUAUUACGUACAGAUAUCAUGUUUAAAAAUGUAGAUCAGAAACUUAGUGAAGAAUACAUAAAAGCUGUUAAACUUUUACAACAGGCAGAAACUUUAGAGAAUGGAGGAGAGUGUAUGAAAGCUGUAGAGUUUUACAGACAGGCAUUUAAACUUGCCCCAGAGCUGGAGAAUUCUCAUUAACAGGACUGUCAUUAACGAAGGUGUUUUGUGUUCAAAACAAAAUCUUUUCCUGCGUAAAUAUUGGAUUUUUACAUUUUAAUACUUGAUCAGAAACUACAAGAUCUUCUGAUCAUAAAAUAACACAGUGACUUUAUAAAUACUUUUCCAUUUACUAUCAGUUCCAAAGAAAAUACCCUUUUCCGAAGUAUGGUUAAGCUGUGUUGUUGAUUAAUUUUCAUAACAUGAUGAUAUUGGUUUGUGAUAAACAUUGAAUAUAAUACAAGGAGGUGGAAUAGUUGCAAUAUAAACUACAAACACAAAAAGUGAUAGAUUUCUGCAUAACAUAGCUGGAAGUAUAAGGAUAUAUGGUUAUCUGUUGAAAUUCUUAAUGUCACAUUGUUCAGAUAUAAAUUUUCUGAUUGUGAUCAAUUAUGUGAAAAUUGCUUGCAUAUGUUAUUGAAUAUUGAACAGUAAAGAAGCUUACUGCCAGGUUCAUUCGAUGAAAAUUAGAUGUUGUUAAGUUAACAAAGUGAUAUAAGAUGAUUGUUAGGCACAUACUAUACAUGGAAGUUACUGUAUGUGGUAAUAUGUCAAAAUAUGUAAACAAAGCUAUUACUUUUUUGGUGACAGGACAUAAGUAUUGUGAUAGAAAGGGUAAAUAUGAUCAUACAUUGCAUGAAAUAAGCAAAGUAUCACAUUGAUUAUGAAUAUUUACAUUUAUGAAACUUUUUUUUUUUUUUAAGAUGAUUUUUAUGCCUGAAAAAUUUCAGGGGAGCAUAUAGUCGGCGCCUUGUCCGUCUGUCCGUCAGUACAAACCAGAGCUACAUUAUGGGGUUUGGUCUAUUGUUCUCAUAACAAUAGAUGUAUUUGAUGUCAUUCAUUUCGUUUCUCUUGUGGGGUUAUUUUCUGCAUUGUGGGGUUAAAAAGAAGAAAAGAAAUAACAAAAGAAAACCCCAUAAUGAAGCUCUGGUUUGUACUGACGUCUGUCCGUCUGUUGUCUUGUCCAGAGCAUAACUUGAAAACUCUUGGAGAUAAUUUGUUGAAACUUAAUACAGUGGUAGAGGGCAUUGAGGGGGGGGGGUGCAGUGUCAAAGAACCAUAACUCUUUUUGUCCUAAUUUUGGAGUUACUGCCCUUUGUUAAUUUUAACACUUUGAACUUUGUCCGGAACAUAACUCUAAAACUAUAAGAGAUAUCAAGAUGAAACAUUGUAGGUAGAUAGAUCUCAUUGAAUAGAGGUGCAGUGCAAAAGAACCACAACUCUGUUAAGCCUCAUUUUUGAAUUAUCUCCCCUU
Molecule: messenger RNA, 2565 nt
Organism: Ruditapes philippinarum (Manila clam)
Lineage: Eukaryota; Metazoa; Mollusca; Bivalvia; Venerida; Veneridae
Biological process (GO): peptidyl-proline hydroxylation to 4-hydroxy-L-proline
Cellular component (GO): endoplasmic reticulum
Molecular function (GO): L-ascorbic acid binding; iron ion binding; procollagen-proline 4-dioxygenase activity
Source: RefSeq, a predicted model, not a curated record